AUGGGUGAUGCAGAGAACGGAAAGUUAUUAUUUAAAAAAUUUUGUACAAUGUGUCAUACGUUUGAAAAAGAUGGCAAACAUAAAUUAGGUCCUAAUCUAUUUGGAAUCGUUGGCAAAACAUGUGGCACUACGUCCGGAUUCGCAUACACGGAAUCUAUGAAAAGGAAAGCAUGCACGUGGGAUGAAAAUACAUUAGACACGUAUUUGGAAUUUCCCAGAAAAUUUAUUCCAGGCACCAAAAUGGUAUUCGUUGGUAUUAGAAAAAGCGAAGAUCGCAAAGAUAUAAUAGAAUUUUUAAAAACGUUGAAAUAA
Molecule: messenger RNA, 312 nt
Organism: Polistes dominula (European paper wasp)
Lineage: Eukaryota; Metazoa; Arthropoda; Insecta; Hymenoptera; Vespidae
Product: cytochrome c-1
Molecular function (GO): electron transfer activity; heme binding
Source: RefSeq, a predicted model, not a curated record